AGGGACGAUGAUGAAACAGGAAAAAAAAAAAAGUGAGGUGUGUUUUUUACUAAAGUUAAACUACAGAGUCUGACACCGCCCAGCUCGGGGGGCGGGUCAGACUCUUGGAGCUCAGCAAGUGUAUUACGCGCUUUAGAAACUUCCAACCUCAGAACUACAGACACACAUAGACUCUAUAUAAACCGGGUCCAAUGGAGCUGCUGGACUCAAACCUCGAACUUGUGAAGGUCCAAGAUGACAUGGUGCAGUCUGCAAAUGAUCUCUCUGGGCUCGCUGCUGCUCUACCAGGCCUCCUCCAGGUCCACAUGUGUCAGCAAGGAGCAGUUCGACAGCCGGGCCGAGGCGUUCCUCCGGGCCUACCGGAACACCGCGGAACUGAAGGUCUCCGCGGAACCGGAGCCGAGGACCUGCGAGCAGACGGUCGAAGAGCUGCAGGGAGACCUGAACAAGCGCUCCUUGUCUCCGUGGAGGUACAGCCUGAACCGAAGUGACGACCGGGUCCCUCACGAGAUCGCCUUCGCUGAGUGCGUCUGUCAGGGCUGCAUCAUCGACCAGCGCGAAGACCUCACCUACAACUCGGUCCCGAUGUUAGCGCCGCUGAUGGUCCUGAAGAGGAGCCCCUGCCCGACCGACCGCGAUAAAUACCUGCUGAAGAGGGAGGUGAUCGAUAUCCCGGUGGGCUGCACCUGCGCCCUGCCCAGAUACUCCGAGGGAUGAAACCCUCUCCCGUGCUGAUCUUUUAUUACGUCUCUAUCCACUAACACAAAGGCGCCAUCCUGUUUUAGUUUUUAUCAAUUUCAGUUUGUUUGUGGUAAAAUUUAGAGUUUUGUUAAAUUAUUGAUCGACGUGUUAAAAGAACGUCUCGAAGUAAAGACACAGUUUAAAAACGACCUUCGUCCAGACGGAGACGGGAGUUUAUCUAAUGGUCCCGGAGGAUGAAUCAGAUUAUUGAUCGCCUGUUUUUACACCAGCAGGUUGACGUUUAAUGCUCAAUACUGUGAAAGUACAGUAGAAAAUAUGUUAAAUAUGUCUUUAUUAUGUCUUAUUUAUUUUUAAUUUAUCUCAGUUCGUUAAAGAAAACAUAAUCACAAUAUUAAAUGCUUAAAGUAUAAAUCUUUUUUUUACGCCCAAAACUUUACAGAAAACAAACAAAUAAAUACAAAUAAAAAAUAAGAAUAAAGUGAUAAAAGAUAAUAAUUUAUUAAACACAUUUUUAAUAAAAUAUAUAAAAAGAAAAACACAGAGUUAAACAAAAAGCGAGAAUCGGAGGACAGACAGAGAGAGAGACAGACAGACAGACA
Dicentrarchus labrax (European seabass) is the source of this 1301-nucleotide messenger RNA. RefSeq names its product interleukin-17C. Gene Ontology annotation, molecular function: cytokine activity. Gene Ontology annotation, biological process: inflammatory response. The transcript has 3 exons. NCBI's taxonomy places the organism in Eukaryota, Metazoa, Chordata, Actinopteri, Moronidae. Gene Ontology annotation, cellular component: extracellular region. The coding region runs from base 235 to 717 and encodes 160 amino acids. The record is from RefSeq and is a predicted model, not a curated record.